Molecule: messenger RNA, 4398 nt
Organism: Xiphophorus couchianus (Monterrey platyfish)
Lineage: Eukaryota; Metazoa; Chordata; Actinopteri; Cyprinodontiformes; Poeciliidae
Product: kiaa0895l
Exons: 7
Coding region: 382-1836 (484 amino acids)
Source: RefSeq, a predicted model, not a curated record
GUUAUUCUGACUUCUUUAUUUGUAUUUUAUCUAGUGACCAAAAAAUGUUAGCAAAAAGCUAACAUUUUACGUACAACGUUGCUGUACGUAAUGACGCAACGGGAGCACGUCGUGCCAGGCGUGCUGCGUCAUAUCUUCCAACACAUCCGCCGCUCGGUGGCCGGCUUCCAGCCAGGCAGCCAGCCGCCUCAGGCCCCGCUCCUCCCUGAACCGUUAUCCGCUAAUCACCAUCACCUCCCCCGGUGGAAGCAGACGCGGCUCCGCCUCGGCCAUGACUGGAAGGAGCCGCUGACACCUUCCCAUCCUCCGCCGGAGAACCGGGACUUUUUGUUUUUAGCUCGGUGUAAAUGAGGCGGAGCCUGAGGCGCGGCGGCGGUGGUGAUGGUGUUGGAAUCAGGUGAAGUCUUCAUGGAUCAGGUCGAGGCUGAAAGGGUCAGGGACCGGUCCGACGUCCCUCCAGAUCCGCCCAGAACCGCCAAAGCCAGACGGAGCAAUGCGGCCAAAAAGGAGGCGGCGCCGUCCCAGAACGGGGUCGCGACCCCGAGGACCAGGGUGCCGCUCCGCCGGCCCCUCAGCAUGGAGGUGACUCCGCCGCCGCGUCCCGGGGUGCUGCAGCCGCCGUGGCGCGGCGGUGCGGCCUCCCCGUCGCCCCGGGCGCGCAGCCUCACCAGCCCCAGCCUGUCGAUGGGCGGCUGGAUGCGCCGCAGCGAGAGCUCCUGCUCCGUCAACUACGCCGCGGGGCUGCGGGCCGGCGGACGCUUGCGUCCCGCCACCUCCCUGCCUCACAUCGCCAAAGGGGCGGUGGGCUCGGCGGCCCCCCCGCCGGCCCGACCCUGCCUGCUGGUUGCCCUGCGACCUUUGAACCUGGAGCAGGAGAAGCAGACGUUCUUCCAGUCUGACUAUAAGUACGAGCCGCAGUUCGAGUACGCGCAGCCCGAACCGCGGAGCGUCCUCGACAAGUACCGGGAGGGGUCGGGCCUCUUCCUGGAGCAGGCCGUUGGGAUCAUGGAGUGCGUCCUGAGGAAGUUCGGCUCCUACGAGAACUUCGAGGAGGCGACGGGCGGCGGCGUCCUGCCGAAGAGUCAGGUCUGGGCGGCGGUCCGCAAAUACCUGCAGAAGGAGGGCUGCGUGGGGGAGGUGGUGGUGCGUCUCUCUGAUGAGCUGCUGUCGCAGGCCGUCAUGGUGGUGGAGAGCUGCCGUCCCACUCUGACCAUCAACCUGGCCGGCGCUCGCCAGCACUGGCUGGAGGGGAUGCUGCGGCACGAGAUCGGAACCCACUACCUGCGCGGCGCCAACAACGCGCUGCAGCCCUGGGCGUCUGCCGAGGCGCGGCGGCAGCUGGGCCUGAAGCCGGCCAACCCGACGGAGGAGGGCCUGGCCAGCCUGCACAGCGUUCUGCUGAGGAAGCAGCCGCACCUGUGGCGCGCGGCGCUGCUCUACUACACCGUGUUCCACGCCGCCAGCAUGAGCUUCAGCCGCCUCUUCGCCCACAUCGCCCGCUUCGUCCACGACCCGGACGUCCGCUGGGAGUACUGCCUGCGGGCCAAGAGGGGCCAGACCGACACCGCGCAGCCCGGUUGCUUCAGCAAAGAUCAGGUUUACCUGGACGGGAUCCUGCGGAUUCUUCGCCAUCGAAGGAACAUCGACUUUAAGAUGCUGACGUCUCUAGGAAAGGUGUCUUUCGAGGACGUGGAGCGUCUGCGUCCUCUGGCGGCACUGAACCGGACCAGAAUCCCUCACUUCAUGCGUGACCAGGAGCGUUACCUGCAGCACCUGGACCACAUCGUGGCCGUCAACGAGCUGGACGACGCAACGCUGCAGCAGCUGCUGCCCUGAGUCCCACGAAAGGUCGCAUCGUAACAGCGCUCUACGGGGAAAAAACAUCGUAACGGCGCUCUACGGGGAAAAACAUCGCAUCGUAACAGCGCUCUACGGGGAAAAAACAUCGUAACGGCGCUCUACGGGGAAAAACAUCGCAUCGUAACGGCGCUCUACGGGGAAAAACAUCGCAUCGUAACAGCGCUCUACGGGGAAAAAACAUCGUAACGGCGCUCUACGGGGAAAAACAUCGCAUCGUAACGGCGCUCUACGGGGAAAAAACAUCGUAACGGCGCUCUACGGGGAAAAACAUCGCAUCGUAACGGCGCUCUACGGGGAAAAAACAUCGUAACGGCGCUCUACGGGGAAAAACAUCGUAACGGCGCUCUACGGGGAAAAACAUCGUAACGGCGCUCUACGGGGAAAAACAUCAUAACGGCGCUCUACGGGGAAAAAACAUCGUAACGGCGCUCUACGGGGAAAAAACAUCGUAACGGCGCUCUACGGGGAAAAAACAUCGUAACGGCGCUCUACGGGGAAAAAACGUGGCAUUGUAACAAAACUUUACAGGGAGUCGUAAUGACUCUUUGUAUGGAAAACCUGCCCGGUGAUUUUAUUGAUUCCCACCAAAACUUGACAAUAAAACACACGUCGCAUCGUAACGCCACUUUACGUGGAAAAACCCGUCCAGCGUUUUUAUAAAACUUGAACAAUCCAAACGGGACGACGCCUCCUUCGUUUUCACUCGGAUGCAUGAUUGUGCUGCGUUUCCCACGCGGAUCGGCGCAUUUUAACCGCGCUCCCUUUAUCAAGUUACCUCACUAUUAUCACUACGUAGUCACCAUUAUAUAUGUAGACUCACAUAAUCAUAGACGGCUUUAUUUAUGCACUUGUUUACGUUUUUGUUGCGUUGCAAAAAGAACAAACUGAAUGUCACUGGUGUUAGCUUUACGUUUUGUUUGUGAAACGACGGUUUUAUGCCUUAGAUUGUUUGCGUUUUUAAAAAGAACACCAAGGACACAACAUUUAAAAACCGGAGGGGUUCGCAGUGACUGAGGCCAUGAAUCUUUAAAAUACCAAGUGCCACUGGACUCAGCCGAGCGUUUCGCCCCCAGGGUUUUAAUUAUCAGUGUUAUAAUGAAGCUAAUCAGCGGCGUUGUCUUAACUGUGUCCUUGGUGGGCUUUCUUAGUUCGCUACUGUGAGUUCUCCAGCUGCAACAACCAAACUUUACUUUGUUUGGUUCAAUAUUUGGGGUCUUUGGUGGACGUCUUCCAAAGAUAACAGGUUUUUGGUGACCACUGCCCCUGAAAAUCAUGAUUUUUAAAUCAAAAAUAUAAUUAAUUCAAACUUUAAUCUAUGUUUUUGAAGGGAAAUAACCAUGUCAAGCAAAUAAUGAGCUUAAUGAUAUCUAGGAAUACUAAUCGAUCGCAGAGAUAAGAGAUUUAUGAAUAACAAAAUGACCACCUAAUAAGAAAGCAGAAGAUGAGAAUUAUUUAUAGAAGUCAAUAAUAAUGGCAUAAUGGAGAUCUAACAAAUCGGCACCCUACAGAGAAAUUUAAAUAUGACAAAAAAAAAUUUUUUUAGAUAACAUUUUAUUAGAUUCCUGGUAAAUGUAACAAUUUCUGGUCAAAUUGACACCAACUCUCCAAAUUAUCCGAAAAAUAAUAAAAAGAAGGUCAUUAAUAAGUUGUGGAGAAGUUGGAUAAAACAUAGCAGCAGUGAAGGGAAGCAGCCAAAAGUCGCACUUUUCUGCACAUAAUCAUGGUUUAACUGUGAGUCACGCCUCUUUGUAGCUUCUUCAAGCUAAUGCUAACCAUCUGGUGGACGGAUAGGAAGGUAAAGUAUUGACACGCAAAGUUUGAAGGGGAACAUUUGGAGAGAGAAUUUAUUUAUCAGAACUGUGGUUGUCAGAUCUUUUGUAUUUUUAUAUUUUGAAUUUUUUAGCUGAGAAACUUUAUGCUCACAAACAACACCUGCAGUGAAACCAUAAACCUCCCAAAUGUUGAACCAGUCCUGAUUUUUUAAAUAGAUGAAAUGCCAAAGUGGCAUCUAUUGUUAUCGGUUGUUUAGUGAAGCAGCUGAACCCAGCUGUCCUGGUUCUGAACCAGAUGUCUCGGUUCUGAUCCAGUUGUCGUGGUUCUGAUCCAGAUGUUUUGGUUCUGAUCCAGAUGUUUUGGUUCUGAGGAGGCCGGGUCUCGCGGUGCCUUUGAUGGGUGUAGCGCUCAUCUGCUGUAGCUAAUUACUGUGUUCGUUGGCUGCUUUUUACUUUGACACUACAGACGUCGGUCAGGGCAUUCGGUUCGGGUCGGAGCAGAACCGGUUUUUAUCUGGAUGCUUUUUAAAUGCGUGGGUUUGAUUUUUUCGGAAGCGGUUGGACUUUUCUCUGCUGUGUUUACAGCUCACGUCGCCUCAGCAGGAACGUUUCGAAUCCGAGCGGGCCGUCCCGUUCAGAACUUCGACCCGGAUUCUCCCAAAACGAAUGCACCAACUUGUAACGCACGAAUGUUGCACAAGUGUUUUCUGUUCUGGAAAUACAUGUUGAAGUUCCAGUGUUAUUUAUUAAACACGCACUUAUUGAA